AUGGGGAUGUGUCUUCCGGACAGCGACCGCUCAGAUGUCACACAGAUCGUUGUGGUCAUGGUCGGCCUGCCCGCUCGUGGCAAGAGUUUCAUAUCCGGAAAGGUCAAGCGUUACCUGAAAUGGACGUCGGUCAAGGCCGAGGUUUUCAACGUGGGCAAUUAUAGGCGGACGGAUAACCCGCAUCCGGACGCCAAAUUCUUCGAUGUUAACAACCCUGAGGGAGAAAAGGCUCGAAAGGCAGCAGCUGAAGCGGCCGUCAACGACAUGCUCGAAUGGUUCAAGGACAAAGAAAACAAAGUGGCCAUCUUGGAUGCUACCAACUCAACGAAAUCGCGUCGAAAAUGGAUUCAUGACAAGAUUAUGGAAGCGAACCUCCUCCAUAUAUUUGUGGAGAGCAAAUGCGACAAUGAGGAUCUCAUCAUGUCAAACAUCCUCGAGGUCAAGACUUCGUCCCCUGACUAUGUUGGACAAGACCCUGAGGAAGCAGCUAGAGACUUCCGAGAUCGGAUACGAAAUUAUGAAAAGGUGUACCAGACCAUUGAUGAGUCUGAAAAACAUCUGACCUACGUCAAGAUCAUCAACAUCGGAGAACGAGUCGUGAUCAACCUCAUCCAAGAUUAUCUCCAGUCCCGCCUCGUUUAUUAUCUUACCAACCUACACAUCAAGCCACGGAGCAUAUGGCUCUCUAGGCACGGUGAAUCUGAAUAUAAUCUCGAGGGCAAAAUUGGGGGUGACGCGAACCUUUCGGAGCGCGGUCAGCGGUAUGCGAAGAUGCUGCCAGACCUGGUCAGGCGCUCCGGACUUCCUAAGGACGCCCCGCUCACUAUCUGGACCUCGACGCUGCGCCGCACGAGCCAAACAGCAAAGUAUCUUCAACAGGAACUUGGUUGGGAGAAGCUACAGUGGAAGGCACUAGACGAGCUCGACAGUGGUGUCUGUGAUGGGAUGACAUACAAAGAGAUAUCGGAGAAGUUCCCCGAAGACUUUCAAGCACGCGACGAUGAUAAGUACAACUACCGAUACCGAGGAGGUGAAUCUUACCGCGACGUUGUCAUCCGUCUGGAACCAAUCAUUAUGGAACUGGAACGCAGCGAGAACAUCAUUAUCAUCACUCAUCAAGCCAUUGUCCGCUGCAUUUUCGCGUACUUUAUGGAGAUCCCACAAGAGAAAUCGCCGUGGAUGGAAGUGCCACUUCACACGCUAAUGAAAUUGACGCCGAAGGCAUAUGGUACCGAAGUCGAACGCUUCAAAGCCGACAUCCCCGCUGUGAGCACGUGGCGCCCGAAAGGAUCGACCGCGAAACACCACGACAGCGUGAGCGAAGGCAUGCCUCACACCAUUGUGGGCGACGUCAACACGCUGAAGGAUGCCAAUGUGGACGGCACUUCUAAGGGGAAUGCCGGACCACAGACGACAUCGGAGCUCUCAAUCCCCGGAUUGCCUCUACCUUGA
Molecule: messenger RNA, 1452 nt
Organism: Exophiala dermatitidis NIH/UT8656
Lineage: Eukaryota; Fungi; Ascomycota; Eurotiomycetes; Chaetothyriales; Herpotrichiellaceae
Exons: 9
Coding region: 1-1452 (483 amino acids)
Biological process (GO): fructose metabolic process; fructose 2,6-bisphosphate metabolic process
Cellular component (GO): cytosol
Molecular function (GO): fructose-2,6-bisphosphate 2-phosphatase activity; ATP binding; 6-phosphofructo-2-kinase activity
Source: RefSeq, a predicted model, not a curated record